Messenger RNA from Chrysochloris asiatica (Cape golden mole), 864 nucleotides. It is a transcript of the gene SKP1, whose product is annotated as S-phase kinase-associated protein 1. The record is from RefSeq and is a predicted model, not a curated record. Gene Ontology annotation, cellular component: nucleus; cytoplasm. Gene Ontology annotation, molecular function: cullin family protein binding. NCBI's taxonomy places the organism in Eukaryota, Metazoa, Chordata, Mammalia, Afrosoricida, Chrysochloridae. Gene Ontology annotation, biological process: SCF-dependent proteasomal ubiquitin-dependent protein catabolic process. Bases 1 to 492 code for a protein of 163 amino acids. The transcript has 5 exons.
AUGCCUUCAAUUAAGUUGCAGAGUUCUGAUGGAGAGAUAUUUGAAGUUGAUGUGGAAAUUGCCAAACAAUCUGUGACUAUCAAGACCAUGUUGGAAGAUUUGGGAAUGGAUGAUGAAGGAGAUGAUGACCCAGUUCCUCUACCAAAUGUUAAUGCAGCAAUAUUAAAAAAGGUCAUUCAGUGGUGCACCCAUCACAAGGAUGACCCUCCUCCUCCUGAGGAUGAUGAAAACAAAGAAAAGAGAACAGACGACAUCCCUGUUUGGGACCAAGAAUUCCUGAAAGUUGACCAGGGAACACUUUUUGAACUUAUUCUGGCUGCAAACUACUUAGAUAUCAAAGGUUUGCUUGAUGUGACUUGCAAGACUGUUGCCAAUAUGAUCAAGGGGAAAACUCCUGAAGAGAUUCGUAAGACCUUCAAUAUCAAAAACGACUUUACUGAAGAGGAGGAAGCCCAGGUACGCAAAGAGAACCAGUGGUGUGAAGAGAAGUAAAAUGUUGUGCCUGACACUGUAACACUGUAAGGAUUAUUCCAAAUACUAGUUGCACUGCUCUGUUUAUAAUUGUUAAUAUUAGACAAACAGGAGACAAAUGCAGCAGCAAAUCAAUUGUAUUGGCAGAAUAUUGUCUUCAUUGCAUGUGUAGUACAGAUUGUAGAACCUAGAGCUGAGUUUCUCCUAGUGUGAUCAAAAGUUGUUUGUUUUUUCUUUGCUCUGAAUAAAACUGAACUGUGGGUUCUCUGUAGAAAGUGGUAUUUUGGGCUUUCCCUCUUUUUGUAAAGUGAUUUCUGCCUAGUUUACUGUCUAGUUAGCUUUAGUGUAUUGACCUUUUAAAAGUUGGCAUUGUAAAUAAAACAACUUGCAAAA